AGGCCCGGGGUCGGUCACCGGCGGCGCGGGGCUGAGCGGGCGGUGCGUGCCCGCCUCUGUCGCCCGCGCGUGCCCGCGGUCCCCGCGCGCUCCCGGCCCCGCCGCUCUGAGGGGCGGGGCGAGCAGCGCCUCAGUCGGCAGCGCGGGCGAGUAGGCCCGGGUACGUAGGCCCGGAGCGGCCGUUCUGCCUUCUCUCUCAGCGCCGAGGCCCGCCGACCGGGCCAGGAUGAGCGGCGAGGAUGGCAACGAGGAGUUCUACCGGCAGCUGCAGCUCCAGCAGCAGUACGAGGCCGAGCGCGGCGGCGAGGGCGAGGCCGACCCCUUCACCUACGUGGACCCUGCCGACGGGGCCGCCUACGAGUGGGACCGGGAGAAGAAGGCCUGGUUCCCCAAGAUAACAGAAGAUUUCCUGGCUACGUAUCACGCUAACUAUGGCUUCAAUGCAGACGAAACGGAUAGUUCAUCUGCUUCUGGCACAGCAACUGAAAACAAGCUGCCACUGAGUUCUAAGACAUCAGAAACACAACUGUCAGCAAAUGAGAAGGGACCAAAACAAACAGAACCAAAACAAAAAACAGAAAAACGGAAACUUGAGCCGGGGUGGUUUCAUGUUGAAGAAGACAGAAACACAAAUGUUUAUGUGACUGGUUUACCACCAGACAUUACGAAAGAUGAAUUUGUUCAAGUCAUGUCGAAAGGUGGGAUCAUUAUGCGAGAUCCUCAGACAGAGGAGCACAAAAUCAAACUUUACAAAGAUAAGGAAGGAAAUCUCAAAGGAGACGGCCUCUGCUGCUAUCUAAAGAGAGAAUCAGUUCAACUUGCUUUGAGGCUUCUGGAUGAGGCCGAAAUUAGAGGCUAUAAAUUGCAUGUUGAAGUUGCAAAAUUUCAACUCAAGGGGGAGUAUGAUGCAAGCAAGAAGAAGAAGAAAUGUAAAGACUACAAGAAAAAGUUGUCUCAACAGCAGAAACAGCUGGAUUGGAGGCCUGAGAAGAAAGAUGGUGCAGCUCGAAUGCGACACGAACGCAUCGUUAUUAUCAGGAAUAUGUUUCACCCAAAGGACUUUGAGGAGGAUCCCUUAGUGCUAAAUGAGAUCAGGGAAGAUCUGCGGACAGAAUGUGAAAAGUUUGGUCAAGUAAAGAAGGUUCUCAUAUUUGAUAGGCACCCUGAUGGCGUCGCUUCUGUGUCGUUCAAGGAAGCAACAGAAGCUGAUCUGUGCAAACUGACUCUAAAUGGGAGGUGGUUUGGUGGCCGUCAGCUCAGUGCUGAAACGUGGGAUGGUGUAACAGAUUAUCAGGUGGAGGAGACUGCAAGAGAAAGGGAAGAAAGGCUGAAGGUCUGGGGAUCGUUUUUAGAGGAUCCUGAUGCAAAGGAGCAGCAAACCACGUCUGAUUCAGAUUCCACAACGAGUAGCGUUAAAAUCCCUGAGAGCAGCCAACCUUCCAAAGUUAAUGAUACAGCCAAGGAGGAUGUAAAUGAUGAAGGCCAUAAGAAGGAGAAUAAUGGUGAGGGCAUUAAUGAAGAUGGUGCUCCAUCCACAGACAGCAGCCUUGCGGGCAGUGAUGCUGAAGCAGAUACAUAACGUUUCCAUUGCUUUGUGAAAGCAUGGUUUUUAGGGUGAUGUUUGAGUUUAUCCCUUUCUUUCAGAGUUACUGCAGGCAACGUUCAUGUGAAUAUAUGCAUUAUUAGAAAUGUCAUCAACUGUGUGCUUUGAAGUUUUCAUUAAAAGCAGUAUUUAAUGAGGUUCUAAAAGUCUGUAUUAAUUGGCUGUUCAGGUAAAGUAACUCAAGUUGCCAAGAAUAACAGCAAACUCAUCAGGCUUCUUUUGUUCUAUUUAUGCUCAUCAGUGUUUCAUUAUGUGUGAAAUAUGUUCCAACCCUUAAGUUUAUGUAACUAUAUGUAACUUGAAAAAUGCAAAGCUAUUGCAA
Molecule: messenger RNA, 1925 nt
Organism: Lagopus muta (rock ptarmigan)
Lineage: Eukaryota; Metazoa; Chordata; Aves; Galliformes; Phasianidae
Gene: HTATSF1
Product: HIV-1 Tat specific factor 1
Exons: 9
Coding region: 227-1579 (450 amino acids)
Biological process (GO): mRNA splicing, via spliceosome
Cellular component (GO): U2 snRNP; U2-type spliceosomal complex
Molecular function (GO): RNA binding
Source: RefSeq, a predicted model, not a curated record